Pristis pectinata (smalltooth sawfish) is the source of this 1807-nucleotide messenger RNA. RefSeq names its product serine protease 23 (gene prss23). The coding region runs from base 391 to 1560 and encodes 389 amino acids. NCBI's taxonomy places the organism in Eukaryota, Metazoa, Chordata, Chondrichthyes, Rhinopristiformes, Pristidae. The transcript has 3 exons. The record is from RefSeq and is a predicted model, not a curated record. Gene Ontology annotation, biological process: proteolysis. Gene Ontology annotation, molecular function: serine-type endopeptidase activity.
CUUAGGGAAACUGUGAUUUAAAAUGCAAACUCCCACACAGCCAGCAAGGAACAAGUAUUCAAACAUAGCUGGAGUUCACGAGCAUAGAAAGAGAGAGAUUCCAACAGUCUGGAUCUGGCACAGGACGCCAAAUCUAACCCCAGAGGCAGAGGUCUUUGCUGGAUGUCUGCACUGCAAGCAAUAUUAGCUUAACGCAACAGAGAAAGACAGGAGGCAACUGAUUUCUGAAAUGGAAAUUGAUUUGAGUUUAAAUCUUAUCACACACAAACUGGAGUUAAACAAAAAACAGUGAUUCUGUUUCUUUCAGGGUUGAGGUAUCUACUUCCACCAGCAGGAUACACCCGCCAGAGCUGGGACAACUAGGAAUAUUGUCAGGAUAGGUGCAACUCUAUGCUGAUGUUAGAGUCCAUGAAGCCUCAUGACUUCAGGACACCAGUUUUCACAAUGGGCCAAUUAAAGAUCCUACUGGUUAUUCUGUAUUUUGCCAACCAGUCCCGGGUAUCUAACACACACUCGAAUACGACCUUGAACAAGCAGAAGAUACCAGUGUUCCUUCCCCAAGAAACAGUGAAGCUAGGCAAACCACGAUUUUCUGCCAAAGCCAGACUGGAGCUGAUGACCCACUGCAAUGCAGAGUGCCUGUGGAGAGAAGCUCACCCAACCUUAGAGGAUUUGAAGGAAAAUCUCUCUUUUGAAACAGUUUACACCAAUGGCACUCGAACCCUUACCAGGGUGGACAUCUCUGGCUUUGACUCCGACUCCCUGCUCUCAGAAAAGUACACCUCACGCCGAUCACGGCGCAAGCGGCAGAUUUUUGGGGUGGACGGCAGAUUUGAUAUUCGUGGAAAAAAUUUCCUGCUCAAUUUUCCAUUUUCUACAACAGUGAAAAUCUCCACUGGUUGCACAGGCAUCCUGGUAUCAGAGAGACACGUGUUAACUGCAGCCCACUGCAUCCACGAUGGGAAGGAUUAUGUCAAAGGAGCAAAAAAGUUAAAGGUUGGGUUUUUAACAGAGAAUCUCAAAACCCAGUUGCCAAAAGAUUCAAAGCAUCCACCAAAAUUCUUGACAAGGUGGUCACGUGUCAAACGCACACAGGUUCCAAGGGGCUGGAUACGUUCUCAGAACCAACUCAGUAUGGACUAUGACUAUGCUCUGCUGGAACUGAAGAGGCCUCAUGACAAGCCAUACAUGGAGCUUACAGUAAUGCCAUCUCCAGCCCAAGUGGCUGGCAAUAGAAUUCACUUUUCUGGAUUUGACAGCGACAGGCCUGGGCAACUGGUGUAUCGAUUUUGCCCAAUCAUCAAUGAGACGCCUCAUCUCAUUUACCAGCACUGUGAUGCCCAGCCAGGUUCCAGUGGUUCUGGUGUGUAUGCUAAGUUGUGGUUGCCAGAGAAACACAACUGGGAAAGGAAAAUUGUUGGAAUAUUUUCAGGCCACCAGUGGGUGGAUCUCAAUGGGGUGCAGCAAGAUUACAACGUGGCAGUCCGCAUCACACCACUGAAGUAUGCACAGAUCUGCUACUGGAUCAAAGGGAAUUACAACGAAUGUCAUUCCAAUUGAAACCCUUAAAAUAUCACAAGGAAAAGCAAGAUGCCCCUUCCAUUUCAAACAGUCAAUACAAAAUUUCAUUCCCUACACAUUGGUUUGUUAAAGAAGUGUUAUACAAGAUCACAGAAGGUUGGGCCUACCCUAAAGGCAUUUCUCAGAGAUGGAGGUUACAGUUGAGGUUGGGGAAUUUUACAUCAAGUCUUGGUAUGUCCAGUUUAAGGUUGCCAAGUUUAAAAGUAAACAUCUUGGGAUAGAGGAA